Molecule: messenger RNA, 646 nt
Organism: Kickxella alabastrina
Lineage: Eukaryota; Fungi; Kickxellomycota; Kickxellomycetes; Kickxellales; Kickxellaceae
Exons: 1
Coding region: 156-578 (140 amino acids)
Source: RefSeq, a predicted model, not a curated record
GAUGGCGGUUCAUGCUCAACCAAAAAUAUGUAAAAAGCCGGGAUUUUACUACCAAAAAAUACACUGAGAGAUAAAGUUUAUCAGCAAAUGAAUUUGGAUCCGUAAAAAUCCCAUUUGUUUGUUGAAAAACAAGUCAAUUGCCCUGGUUUAUAUUCAUGCUCUCGACCAACUGCGAUAAAUGGCUGUUCUUGUCAGUAAGCAGGUUGUCAGGCGUGUCAAACUCUGCCAUCUGGCCGUGGUCCAUCACCAGGAUGCGGUCGCUGUCCAUAACAGUGCCUAGGCUGUGCGCAAUGGUCAACACAAUUCAGUCCUUGAACUCACGGCGAAUGUCAUCCUGCAUGGUCUGGUCGGUCUUGGAAUCCACAUUGGCUGUCGCUUCGUCCAAAACGACAAUCUUGCGCCGCCAAAGGGGUGCUCUGCAAAGACUGAUGAGCUGCCGCUGCCCGACGCUAAAGUUAAUUACAUCCUCUUUCACCCACUUUUUAGUCCGACAACCCCGACCCACGGCCCCUUGUCGGAAUACUCACCAUUCGGGGGUUUGUCGUACUUCUCUGUUGGAAUAUCAAGAACGUCGCUGAUUUGGACUUCACUAAUCGCAGCCCAGACCUCGUUGUCAGUGUACUCGUUGGCUGGAUCAAGGUUGUCG